Molecule: messenger RNA, 519 nt
Organism: Octopus sinensis (East Asian common octopus)
Lineage: Eukaryota; Metazoa; Mollusca; Cephalopoda; Octopoda; Octopodidae
Product: AP-2 complex subunit mu-like
Exons: 2
Coding region: 1-519 (172 amino acids)
Biological process (GO): clathrin-dependent endocytosis
Cellular component (GO): AP-2 adaptor complex; cytoplasmic vesicle
Molecular function (GO): clathrin-cargo adaptor activity
Source: RefSeq, a predicted model, not a curated record
AUGUGGAUUUUGGUUCAUGGCCUUCACAAUUAUCGGACUAAUACAGGAAUUGACCUUCCGUUCAAAGUGACGUCCAUUCACCGUGAACUGGACAAGAACACCAGCGAAUUAACCAUUAUCCUCAAAUCGAACUUUUCUGCUAAUAGUAGUGCGACUAAAAUAGUCGUUUGCAUUCCUCUAUCCAAAAAAACCUCAAAAGUGACAAUUUUAAACGUCAAGGGAAAAGCCAAAUACAAACGUGGGGAGGACGCCAUAUUUUGGAAUAUCAAAAAUAUGAAUGGACAGAGGGAGUACCAGUUGGUCGUCAGCGUAGCAGUCAUGGAAGAAUCUUGCCGAGUGAAACAAGCCAAUGCAAAUAUCUCAGUUUCAUUCAAAAUCGAACAGGCUUUCUCUGGAAUAAAGAUCCGCUAUUUGAGGAUAUUGGAGCCACAGCUGAACUACUCCGAAAGAGAUGUGAUAAGAUGGGUCAGAUAUCAGAGUCGUAAUGGGCUGUAUGAGGUUCGGUGUGAUCAUGUCUGA